Peronospora matthiolae is the source of this 4098-nucleotide messenger RNA. The record is from the annotation of a GenBank genome assembly. Lineage: Eukaryota; Oomycota; Peronosporomycetes; Peronosporales; Peronosporaceae.
AUGUCGAGACGCGAAAUGAGCGCUUCGGACAGACCGAUGCGCACCACGAUCAACUACGACAAUGGCAAGACGCUCAUGGCCGAGGGACCUCAAGCCCUGCACGAACACGUCGCGUCUCGCGUGGGGAUCGCUCUUGGCGGAGACCUCCCACAGAUCGAGGUGCGCUUCAAAGACGUCUCGAUCACUGCGGACAUCAUGGUGAAGGGUGAGACCGACGUCAAGGUCGAGCUGCCCACGCUCCCGAACGAGCUCAUCACGGGCAUCCGGAGCUUGGGCGCCACCAAGCACUCGGUCAAGAAGCACAUCCUUCGGAACAUCAGUGGUGUCUUCAAGCCAGGCACCAUCACGCUCGUGCUCGGACAGCCAGGAUCAGGCAAGUCGUCGCUCAUGAAGCUGCUCAGCGGCCGCUUUCCAGCCGCCAAGAACAUCACGAUGGAGGGCGAGGUCACGUACAACGGCACCCCAGCCAACGAGCUGCUCACAUGUCUGCCGCAGUUUGUGUCCUACGUGACUCAGCGCGACAAGCACUACCCGUCCCUUACGGUGAAAGAGACGCUCGAGUUCGCGCACGCCUGUUGCGGUGGUGGUCUCUCCGAGCGAGCCGAGCGGCACUUUGUCAAUGGCUCACCGGAGGAGAACAAGGCCGCGCUCGAGGCUGCUCGCGCCUUGUUCAAGCACCACCCGGACAUCGUCAUCCAGCAGCUCGGACUCGACAACUGUCAGAACACCAUCGUGGGCGACGCCAUGAUCCGCGGUGUGUCGGGCGGAGAGCGCAAGCGCGUGACGACGGGCGAGAUGGAGUUCGGCAACAAGUACGUGAAGAUGAUGGACGAGAUCAGCACGGGACUCGACAGCGCCGCAACGUUCGACAUCAUCACGACGCAGCGCAGCAUCGCCAAGAAGUUCCGCAAGGCGAUCGUGAUUUCUCUGCUGCAGCCGUCGCCCGAGGUCUUUGAUCUCUUCGACGACGUCUUGAUCUUGAACGAGGGCUACGAAAUGUAUCACGGACCGAGGGCUGAAGCGCUAAGCUACUUUGAGAGCUUGGGCUUCAAGUGUCCUCCUCGUCGUGACGUGGCAGACUUCUUGCUGGAUCUUGGCACGGACAAGCAGGCGCAGUACGAAGUGCGCUCAGCUUCCUCCGCGAAAACCCCGCGCACGGCAGGCGAUUAUGCUGAAGUGUUCGCACGCUCCAUUAUUUACGAGCGUAUGAUGGAAGAGCUGCAUGGCCCGAUCGCUCCGAAGCUGAUUGAAGACAUGACAGAACACAUUAAGCCGAUCCCGGAAUUUCACCAGAGCUAUUGGAAUAGCACAGUGGCUGUGAUGCAGCGUCAGGUCAAGCUGACGGCACGAAACGUUCCAUUCCUCGCCGGUCGCUCUUUCAUGACUAUUUUGAUGGCGCUGCUGUACGCAAGCGUCUUUUACGAUUUUGAAGAGACGGACGCUCAACUUGUCAUGGGUAUGAUGUUCAACAGCGUCUUGUUUGUGUCGCUCGGACAACAGGCCCAGAUCCCGAUGUUCAUGGCAGCUCGAGAUGUGUUCUACAAGCAACGCCGAGCCAACUUCUUUCGGACUGUGUCGUUCGUCCUGUCGAACUCCGUAACUCAGCUCCCAUUGGGGUUGGCCGAAUGUUUGGUCUUUGGCUCCCUCGUCUACUGGAUGUGUGGAUACGUGUCAUCAGCCGGAGCCUUCAUCCUGUUUGAGGUCAUACUCUUCCUGACGAACCUAGCGAUGGCGGCGUGGUUUUUCUUCCUGUCCUGCGCUUCGCCAAACUUAAAUGUGGCGAACCCGGUGUCCAUUGUCUCCAUCUUGUUUUUCAUCCUGUUUGCUGGCUUCGUCAUCACGAAAGACCAGAUUCCGGACUACCUCAUUUGGAUCUACUGGAUCAACCCCAUGGCUUGGGGUCUUCGUGCGCUUGCUGUGAACCAGUACACUGAUUCCAGCUUCGACACCUGUGUGUACAAUGGUGUCGAUUACUGCGCCGACUACAACACGACCAUGGGAAAGUACUCACUGAGCACGUUCGAAGUACCAACCGAAGAAUCCUGGCUGUGGUACGGCUUGGCUUUCAUGGGCGUCACGUAUUUCCUCUGCAUGUCCUUGUCGUACGUUGCACUGGAGUAUCACCGAUUCGAGAAUCCCGAGAAUGUAUCGCUGGACACGGAGACCAAAGAAGGCGUGUCUGAUGAGUACGGUCUCGUUCAGACGCCACGAAACUUCGAAGGAAGAGAAGAGACGAUGGUGUCGGUAGUUCCUGCUAGCGAGAAGCUCUUCGUUCCAGUCACCAUCGCCUUCAAGGACCUCUGGUACAGCGUGCCGGACCCGUCAAACCCCAAUGGAACAAUCGACCUGCUUAAAGGUAUCAACGGAUACGCGAUGCCAGGUACCAUCACGGCACUCAUGGGAUCGUCAGGUGCCGGCAAGACGACGCUCAUGGAUGUUAUUGCCGGACGCAAAACGGGAGGAAAGAUCGGCGGCCAUAUCUUGCUUAACGGCGUCCCUGCCACUGACAUCGCUAUCCGACGCUCGACUGGGUACUGCGAGCAAAUGGACAUUCACUGUGAGUCAGCAACGAUCCGCGAGGCGCUCACGUUCAGUGCAUUUCUCCGCCAGGGCGCUGACGUUCCCGAUAGCUGCAAGUACGGCUCGGUGGAUGAAUGUCUGGACUUGCUUGAUCUGCAUCCGAUUGCCGACCAGAUCAUCCGCGGCAGCUCCGUGGAGCAGAUGAAGCGAUUGACGAUUGGUGUGGAGCUGGCAGCCCAGCCCAGUGUUCUCUUCCUGGACGAGCCUACGAGCGGACUGGAUGCGCGUUCCGCCAAGCUCAUCAUGGAUGGCGUGCGCAAGGUGGCGAACACGGGUCGGACUGUUGUGUGCACGAUCCAUCAGCCUUCGACGGAGGUUUUCAGUGUGUUCGACAGUCUGCUACUGUUGAAGCGCGGUGGUGAGACGGUGUUCGCGGGUGAGCUGGGUCAGAACGCGCGUGAGAUGAUCGCGUACUUCGAGUCCAUCGACGGUGUGGAGAAGCUGCCGGAGAACUACAAUGCGGCAACGUGGAUGCUGGAGGUGAUCGGUGCGGGUGUCGGCAACAGCAACGGUGCCAAGGACUUCGUGAAGUUCUUCCAGGAGAGCAGGCAGUUUGAGAUUUUGCAGAAGAACCUGGACCGUGAUGGUGUAGCCCGACCCUCGGCGGACUUGCCUGAAUUGAUAUUCACCGACAAGCGUGCCGCGACGGAACUGGUCCAGAUGCAGAUGCUGAUGCAGCGCGUGUUCCGCAUGUACUGGCGCACGGGAUCGUACAACCUGACCCGCUUUGGUCUCUUCCUCAUACUCGGAAUUAUCUUCGGUAUCACGUACGUCAGCGCUGAGUACGUAUCCUACGCCGGCAUCAACUCGGGCUUGGGCAUGCUGUUUUGCGUGACGAGUUUCCUCGGGUUCAUUGCUUUCAGCAGCGUCAUACCAGUGGCGUCCGAGGACCGUUUAUCGUUCUACCGCGAGCGCGCCUCUCAGACGUACAACGCGCUGUGGUAUUUCGUGGCCAUCACCGUGGUGGAGAUCCCGUACGUCUUCUUUGGCACAAUGCUCUUCGUCGCGCCGUACUUUCCAAUGGUCGGGUUCACCGGGGCGGAUACGUUUUUCGCCUUCUGGGUUCAUCUGUCCAUGCACUUGCUGUGGCAGACUUACUUCGGCCAGUUAAUGGCUUACCUGCUACCGACGGUUGAAGUCGCUUCGAUUCUGGGAGUGCUGCUGCAGACCAUUUGCUUCUUGUUCAAUGGAUUCAACCCGCCUGCAUCGUCAAUUCCAAGCGGGUACGAGUGGGUAUACCACAUUACGCCGCACAAGUACUCGCUGGCGGUAAUCGCGUCGCUCGUCUUCGGUGACUGCCCAAGUGACGGUGAUGGCUCGGACGUUGGAUGUCAAGUCAUGACGGGCGUGCCUCCUUCCAUCUCUCCGGACAUGACGGUGAAGCAAUACUUGGAAGAUGUCUUCCUGAUGAAGCACAGCGAGGUUUGGGAGAACUUCGGCUACGUCUUGGGCUUCAUCGUGCUCUUCAGUCUGCUGGGACUGCUAGCUCUGCGCUUUGUCAACCACCAGAAGAAGUAG